Epinephelus fuscoguttatus (brown-marbled grouper) is the source of this 2760-nucleotide messenger RNA. RefSeq names its product 12-(S)-hydroxy-5,8,10,14-eicosatetraenoic acid receptor-like. Lineage: Eukaryota; Metazoa; Chordata; Actinopteri; Perciformes; Serranidae. The record is from RefSeq and is a predicted model, not a curated record. The transcript has 3 exons. Bases 179 to 1207 code for a protein of 342 amino acids. Gene Ontology annotation, biological process: G protein-coupled receptor signaling pathway. Gene Ontology annotation, cellular component: membrane. Gene Ontology annotation, molecular function: G protein-coupled receptor activity.
GCCUGAGGAGAGAAGAUUCCGAGUCAGAGGCAGCUACAACCACCUCCAAAACAAAGGAUUUAACUUUAUGAUGCCUGCCUGGAAACACUUUUAACCCUUAUCUUUCCUACUGCUUUUGUGUUACAUUAAAUAGGACUACUUUGACUACUGUAAAAGUAGUGCUGCUUUCAAGACGGUUAUGUUCAGCCAGCGAAACAUGUCUACAAAUUCAACGAUUGACCACUGCAAAGCACCCACUAAUGUCACAUACCAAAUCCUCUCCUGGGUGAUGGCUGGAGAGUUCGUGCUGGGUCUGCCGCUCAACCUGUCGGUCCUCUACAUCUUCAUCUUCAGGUUCAAAUUCUGGAAGAACAAAAGUGUCUUCCUGUUCAAUAUUGUGGUUGCUGACUUCUUGCUGGUGGCGUGUCUUCCUGCCAAGGUCUACCAUUACUAUCAUGGCCAGAGACGCAGCCCGAAUAAAGUGCUGUGCAAGACAAUGCUGUUUAUGCUGUUUCUCAACCGAGGGGCCAGUAUCGCCUUCCUCAUCACCCUCUCCCUCGACCGCUACUUCAACGUGGUACAUCUUGGGAGGAGGAAUUUUGUCAAGGUGCUGAAGAAAAGUCCUCAGAUCUCCAUCAUCAUAUGGCUCCUCUUGCUGCCCCUCACCAUCCCCACUAUGGUUAACACCUUUGAGUGUUGCAACAGCCACGGCCGCAAAGUCGAGACUUUUUCUCAUGAUGUGACAGACACCUUCAGAGAGGUGGUCUACUUCACCCAGAUCAUCAUCCCCUUCAUUAUCCUCAUCUACUGCACGGUGCGCAUUGUCCACCGGCUGAGGAGGAAGACAGUCGGGGAAAAGACAAAACUGAGGAGAGCUGUGUGUGUGGUCAUGUCUGUUGUCGUUGUCUUCUCCAUCUGUUUCCUGCCCAGCACCAUAGCCAGAGCAGUGCUGCUGGGUGUCAGGCUGAAGGAAAUGCAGACCACAGAGGACGUCGUGGUGCAGGUCUACGACAGCCUCAUGGUUUUGUCUUAUAUUGACUGCCUGCUGGACCCGCUGGUCUACUGCUUCUGCCACUCAGGGUUUAAAGAUGCUUACAUAUCCGUCUUCUGUCCCUCGUGUAUUCAGAAGAAACUGAAAAAUACUGACUUUGGUUUAGGAACGACGACGACGACGACGCUUACGCAUUCUGGAGGCAGAAAAAUUUCAAUGCCAAUAUUAGAGACAUGAUUGGUCCACCCACACAGGUGCUUUCAGCUAACCUGAAAGAUUAGACUCUUCUCUAAAAGUGUUGACUGGAGUCCGCCCACUGCCCCACCUCCACCACAGAGUAACUCAUCUCUGGGUUUAACUACCAUCUUAUCAAAAAAAGCACUGAUAUAAAUGCAACUUGUGCUCAUGCUGGAGCUGUGUUUGGUUAUUUUGGGGCGCAGAUAUUCCACUCUGUAUGCAUGCACGCUUCUUUAUGUGUCAUCUGCUGAAAUAUUUCGCAUUGUAAUGCCCUUAAGUUUUUAAUAUCCUUCUAUUAGAGUUAGAGAGACUGUUUUUCCACACAUUUCAAGAACAAGUCAUUGCGAGUUAAAGUUUAAUGCUUUCGAUUGUUCACUGCACAUAAAUAACAGAAGACAGGCGCAACAAAACAAAGUAGUCAGAGAAUAAGUCAGGGAGGUGCCAGUUAAGACUGAAUAGAUGUACAUACAGUCCUGUGGAAAUGGUUGGUCGGGGCUUUCAGUACAUUAACAGGGACUAGAAGUAGGAAUCUCCACACACCUCGCAAUUCUGUUCCAAGGAUUCAAUUUAUUUUCCCUGUGUGUGUCCACUUGCUACUGUUAAAACAUAGUGUAUUUGUAAUGCUCCAUUAUUACAUUUAAACAGAUGAAUUUACUUACAAUAUAUUUUAUCAAUACAAGAUAAUGCAGCUUGUAUUAAGCUGUAGUAAUACUGCUUUUAAGCCAGACUGUGCCGGACGUACUGUAUCCAUCUGCGGUUGCUCAAGCUCAGCCCUUCUGACCAAACCUAAAGAACUAGCCUAGCUGUGAACGUAAACACAACACACUUGUUUUAUGUCUAUUACUAUUCACUGGCAAUUUGGUUUAGUCAAAAGGAUGGCACAGCCAGGCCUUGCAAAAUUGUUACAGGUGAUCAUAAUGCCAAGAGUUGGGUUUUAAAUUUCCGGUUAUUGACAAUGAUUGAUAAUGCUGGUGUCUGAAUACCCAGAGUUACGGUGCUAGAAACUUGUAAGGAUAACCAGAAGAAAAACUGGGCCUGGGUUAGCAUUUGCACCAAACGUCAGGUGACUGGUAAAUUGUCCAAAUAUGUAGAAAUUCCCCCACCCCCCACUGCUGCCUGAUUUAAUGUAAAAUGUAAUUUGCAAAAUCAUGUAUAAGGGUGUAACACAAUGAGCUAGAUGUAAAUUUACUUUUCAGCUGCAUGCUUUAAAUACUACAACUUAAAUAUAUAUUUUUAUAUCAUUUUUUACUUUAAUGUAUUUAGGCAUUUUAAAUUAUUUGGAUUUCAUUUAAACCAGGUGUUCAGAUGAUACAGCAUUUCCUUUGUGAUUAAAUUUUACUGCGUAUGAUGGCUGCUGCAACAACUGCAAAGUAGUACAGUACAGUAUAGACUGUACAGUGUUUGCAGAGAUUCAUCACUCAGGAAACGCUAUAUCUGUAAGUUUAUCACCAGUACCUCAAACCAGUUGUACCUGUCCUCACUGUGAGACAUAUUGUGAACUUUAACCUGUUUUCUACCAUUAAUCAAAGAUGUAUAUAAACAUUUCAAUACCU